Mucor velutinosus is the source of this 7485-nucleotide messenger RNA. RefSeq lists its product as uncharacterized. Gene Ontology annotation, cellular component: fungal-type vacuole membrane; endosome membrane. Gene Ontology annotation, molecular function: metal ion binding; 1-phosphatidylinositol-3-phosphate 5-kinase activity; ATP binding. NCBI's taxonomy places the organism in Eukaryota, Fungi, Mucoromycota, Mucoromycetes, Mucorales, Mucoraceae. Gene Ontology annotation, biological process: phosphatidylinositol phosphate biosynthetic process. The record is from RefSeq and is a predicted model, not a curated record. The transcript is spliced from 6 exons. The coding region runs from base 1 to 7485 and encodes 2494 amino acids.
AUGGACAAACAACGCAAGUCCAGUUUAACAAGUUUCAAUCUACAAACACCAGAGGACACAGUGAAUGAAGAAGGCGUGCUGUCAAAGAUAUUCGACAAGGUACUACAUGCAGUAGCAGGAGGAGGAGGAGGUUAUUCAGUAGCAUUAGCAGAACAUGGACAUGAUGGUGAACGCGAUCCACAGCAACGCUUGCCCCAUUCCAUUAGUGCCAAUUCAAGCCUCAGUAAGCAUUUAACUACUGCUUCUUCCUCCACCACCCUCUCUUCUCCUUCUACCACCACCACAACCAACAAGGAGAAUUUCCCUGUCCUCGAUGCAGUGGCUGUACCAAGAUCCAGCCGAUCCACCACCACAGCAACGACAACGACCACUGUCACUGUAGGCAAUCAAAAGUUGGAGCCCACACCACCUACCGCCUUGAUGGAACCCAACCAGCAUGCAUCUCCUACCACAAAUACAGUUCAAUUCAUUGUCCCACCGUCAUCGUCGUCGCAUGAUGCCAGCAGUAGUAGCCACCAUGACACAUUGGAUGACUUGAUACAGUCGUCACCCAUCAUUGUCAAACGACAAUCCAUCGACAGUGACACACAAUCGGUUGUUACCAACUUCUCCAUCAGCAAUUCCAAUUCACUGUCCAAGAUUUUAGCGAGAUUGAGAAGACAAAAGAACGAUAAAGAGUUUUGGAUGCCGGAUGAGCAGUGCAAUGAGUGCUACAAGUGCCGAAAACCGUUUACGUUAUUGAGAAGAAAGCAUCAUUGUCGAACAUGUGGUCAAAUCUUUUGUGGUAGAUGUGCAUCGCAUGUUAUUUCUGGCAAACUGUUCAAACAAAAGGGUCAAGUGCGAGUGUGCAAUUUCUGCUAUGCAGAACAGUUACUGCAACUGGAGCACGAAAACACAUCGAUGGAAACCCUCCUGAUUCCACCGCCUCCUCCUCAACCGCCGCUGCCACCCUCACCGACCAUCCUUGUAGAUAAACAACAACAACCUCUGAUAGAACAGCCUUCAUCGACAUCGACGUCGAUUAUACCAUCCCAAAAACCGCCAUUAGCUGUCCCACAAAUGCAAAUACCCACCACUGCAUUGAAACAAGCAAGAAGCACUUACGGCAACGAUAAUACAACGACUUUUGCAUUAGAGAUACCUGCACGUGGAAGCGAAUCCUACAUUGCCAAUGCAGUGGCUGCUGCAGCAUCGCCCAUCGACAAUAGACCUUGGAUCAAUUCAGCAGUAGAUGCCUUCUCUACUACAGAUGUUCUCCCACACCAUACCUCCACCACCGCAUCUACCAUACCUACAAUUACCACCACCAACACCAGCCAAACAACAACAGACGCAGGUGGCUUGAAACGCUUGUUUGAUGCAGGUACCAUGCUACUCAAAUCCACCACCACCUCAUCCUCUUCUUCCUCACGACCACGCUCCAAUACGUCAUCUUCAGCACCAAUGGAAGACACACGCACACUGCCGUUUCCUCAAACACCAAUGCAACCAUCACCAUGGGGUCCAUUUUCGCCUUAUUUGGAUCGUGGUGGUGGUACAGUGCUGGCAGAAUCGGAACUCAGUCCAUUUCCAGGCAACCAUCAUACUAAUGGAUUUGAUGUAUACCAAGAUCAGUUGCAUCAUCAUCCUUAUCUACCCACGGGUAGUCAUAGCUAUCACCAUGCCCACUAUCACCCUCAUCCACCAAGCCAAUUAGUGCACAGCAUUUCUGCUGCUGCCAAUAGCUCUCCCAUGGCACCACCAUCACCCUUGAUGAUGAGUAAAAGCAGUGCAUUGUUGCAAACACCACAUGUAUCGAGACUACCAAAUGAUGGACUACUGGGAAUGACACCUUCUAGCGCCAUCUCAGCAGCAAUUGGCAGUGAUGAUGAAUCGUAUGACCAUCGAUUACGCAUGAAACGCACCGAAGAAUUACGUGGCAUGUCAUCUGGCAGGUCAUCCUUUCAAACCAUACGACGUUUGAGUUUGACUGGAAGCAGUAGUUCAGGUGGUGCAGGAGGAGGAGGCGCUGGCACUGGCAAUGGUACUGGCAGUAAGAAACUCAUGCGUCAUGGUAGUAGCAAGAUCCGCAUCAACACCAUGAAUCUGCCAAAAGGAGGAGGAGAAGAAGGAUCGCCCUUGGGAUCACCCUACAUGUUUGAUUUCAACAACACUAAUGCUGCCAACAACAAUGAAUCUACAGCCUCCCUAUGGACCAUGAAUCGAUUGCGAUUCCCUCCUCGACAACGCAGAUUAUCUGGACCCCCACAAACGGUUGAACUGAGCCUCAGUGCACGCACCCAUGCUCGCACCAUCCUGCGCCAACUCAUGCAAGACAUCACCCUGACCUACACCACCAAAGAAGCAUGGGAAGAGGUCAUUAUGAACAUCUUGCUCAAAGUUACCAACCAUGUUCAGCCGGAUAUCCGUGCCGGCGACGAUAUGGAUGUUAGACACUAUGUCAAGAUCAAAAAGAUCCCAGGUGGCUUGCCCAGCGACAGCUUCUAUGUCAAGGGCGUCGUGUGCACAAAGAAUGUAGCUCACAAACGCAUGCUAAAGAACAUGUCGCAUCCUAGAAUCUUGAUAUUGAUGUUCUCCUUAGACUACUCGCGUGUGGAGAUGGAGAACCAGCUCUUGUCCAUUGCACCUGUCAUAUCACAAGAACGAGAGCACAUUCGAAAAUUAGUGGGUCGCAUUGUUGCCUUGAAGCCCUCCUUGUUGUUGGUGAAAUCCACCGUAUCUCGACUCGCGCUUGAGUUUCUCUUGGAGGCCAAUAUCCCAGUCGUUCAUAACGUCAAGCACAGCGUGUUGGAAGCCAUUGCCAGAUGCACACAGGCUAGUAUCGUGACCUCAGUGGACAAAUUGCAGCAUGGCUUGUCGUUUGGACGCUGUGGUUCGUUCGAAAUUCGUACCGUGAUACAUGAAUGGCUGCCUAACCGACGCAAGACGUUCCUAAUCUUUGAUGAUUGCGCACCUGAAUUGGGCGGCACCAUUGUACUGAGAGGUGAAAAGGUAGAGACGUUGCGUAUCAUCAAGCGGUUGAUUGAUUUUAUGGUGUUUGUGGUCAAUAACUUGAAGUUGGAGACAUCGUUGCUUUUGGAUUCAUUUGCCAAGAGCCGUGGUGCUGCUUCGUGUGAUGACAGCAAUAGACAUCGAUCCCCUUUGAUGUCCAUAGCAGCUUCUGGCAAGCAUUGCGGCGAAAGUGUGGCUUCCAUGGACGAGGAAGAUGGACAGACGGUCAAUGCGCACUACAUCAAUGAUCUGCUAAAUUUGUACCAAAACACAAUCUUGUCCGUAUCUCAAUUCGUCAUUUUUCCUCCACCUUAUUUGCUGUUGGCGCUCAAGGAAACCGAAGACAAACUGGCCUUGAUUCAUCAGCAAAAGAGACGCAAGUCGGUGUCUGGUUCUUCUGUGUUGACCAAUGCCACUACUGUCACUAUUCGAGACGCUGUGCCUCCUACUCAACCUCCUCUCUCUGCAUCGCCUACCAAAUCCACAUUUGAAAAGCAACAUAUCAAUGCAUAUGAUGACGAGUACGACUUGAUUGCCAAAAACCACCAAAUAUCGCGUGCCUGGGAUGCCUACAUUGGCGAGAACCCCGAGUCCAUUUCUCCCUUUUACCAUCAGAACAUUGUUGUAUUGUAUUCCAGUGUCUGUACCGUCACCACUGUGCCUUGUCAGGGCCCUGAAAUCCGUAUCUUUGGCUUUUAUCGCUAUCCGUCAGACAAGACACUGGGACAGUAUUUGAUUGAUCUCUGCAACGAUGCUCGUCAGCCCUGUUCGUCGUUCAUGUGUGAUCACCCCAUGUUGCAGCAUUACCGCUCUUAUGCGCACGGCAAUGCACGCGUCAAUGUCAUGAUUGAGCAGUUCCCUUGUCCUCUACCUGGCAUGUCAGACAAGUUGCUGAUGUGGAACUACUGCAAGGAAUGCAACAAGCCAACACCCGUGAUGCCCAUGUCUGACAAUACGUGGAACUAUUCGUUUGGCAAAUUCCUCGAGAUAUUCCUCUACCAGCAAGGCGUGCAUUGUCGUGCUGAUAUCUGUCCGCAUGACAUGGCUCGUCACCAUGUGCGUUACUUUGGCUACAAUGAUCUGACGGUGCGAUUCCAGUAUGAUCCCAUUGAUUUGUUGGAAGUAGCUGCACCUCCCAUGAAACUGUUCAUCAAAAACCAAGUGCAGAUGGACAUCAAGGAAGGCGAACUCAAGUCAUUGCGAUCCAAAAUCAACAAGUUUUACCAGUCCAUCAUUGAGCGAAACAAGGCGUUUCCAUUUGACCUGGUGGAUCCACGCAAGUUAGAAACGUGCAAAGCAGAGUUGCAAGACAUGUCACUGGAGGCACAGGGCGAAAAGAAGGAUGCACUGCAGUUGGUGCAGAAUGUGUAUGCCACGUCAGAUCCCAUUGACACAUUGACCAUCAACAUUGUGCGCCGCAACCUGUUUCAAGUCGUGGCGCAUUGGGAUGCCGUGUAUGCGGAUUUUGUCCAAUUCUACCUGCAGCCUGAACGUGAGCUCAAAAAAAUCACUACAGCCCAGUUCAGAAAGAUGUUUCCUACAGACGAUGCCAGUGUGAUUCACAACAUGGACAACGAGCGGACAAAACGAGCUACUGAAGUCACUGAUCUGCCUUUGCUAGGUAUCGGCCUUGAUGGAGAAGACGAUGAUGCCUUGAUUGGACAUAUUCUCAAACAUGGUCGAAUAGCCGUUCAGCCCAAUCAAGUCAUAAUGCCUGCGUUGUCUGGCACACCGUCUAUCGAAUCGCCUUCUCUGCUGGUUACCAUGGAAACGACGGAAACAGACACUGCCCAACCAAAGCAACAAAGCAUCGACCCGGAUCACAAGCAUUCCUUUUUAGAACCUGAACUGCGUCGCCGAUUAUCGUUGGAGCUUAUGCAUGAACUGAAUGAAAAGUUCAAAUCGAACGAGGACGAUCAACAGCACCGUCCUGCAGGCAUGCUCUCCUUGAAUCGCAUGGCUUCCAACAAGUAUUUGCGAGUCAAGAGCCCUGGUGCACUUUCAGCUGCAUUCACACCCUCUCGUAUUCCUAUACCUCGACAAUUCCGUCAGCAACAACAACAACAACAGAAUAAUGUGGUUGCAUCUCCCAUGUACGAAAACUUCCAUCGUUUCAACCAUUUCAACAAUCUCGAUCCGCCUCGUCUAAACUCCAGUUAUCUACAGUAUCAUCAUCGAAGCAGUAAUAGUAAGCGUACUAGCAAUAGUAGCAAGGGAAAGCAAAUAUUGGAUAGAAAAGGCAGUAGCAGUACUAGUGGAAUAGUGCCAGAUAGGAAUCGACAUCGUAGACAUCAUUCCAUUGGCCACAGUCAACACCUCCCAACAGAUUACGAGGAUGAGGAUGAGGACGUUGGAUUAUCAGAAGUGUCGUUCCUACGUCGCAGUGCAACCACAAGAGCCUCAGGUACAAGCAAUACUACUCCAGAUCGUCGUUUCAGAUCUCGUUUACCAAGAAAGAAGACAUACAUUCAAGUCUAUACACAAGCCAAUGAUCUGGUAAAAGAAGACAUGGAGGAUGAAUUUGGAGGAGGAGGAGGAGGAACAGCAGCAGCAGCAGCAGCUCACGCCAUCACUGGCAGUUACAAUGCAAAAAGACAGCACCAUCGUAAACAGCGACAGGGUUACUUUGGUGGAGCAAGACGAGAUACUUAUGCACCUACUCGAUUCUAUCAAGAUAACGGCAUGGAGGCAGAUAAUGAUGAUGAUGACAUGUCUGACGAUAGCUCUAGUAGCAGCGGUUCAUCUGACAACGACAACGUGCCUAGUAUUGAUUACUUCUCAUCAUUAGCACCCUAUGCUUCAGAAGUGGUACAACACGGAUUACCGGAAGGAGCGCCUGUAGAGGAGAUUGAUCAGGAAAAGUCCAACUUACCUGCUGACCCAUUAUCACCCCCAUCGCCACAACGGCCCAUGCCCUUAGCCAUUGCCUCAUAUCACUCGCUUGCCAAACCCUAUUUUCCUUUCAGUGAUGGGCCAAUAGACUUGUCGUCUGGCGUGUCAGGGGACGAUGACACUGACCGAGAUUUACCCAGCGCAUCCGAACUACUCAAGAUUCAGCAGCCCUCUACAGAAGACGCCAAUGUAUUGAGUGGGUUGCACAAUUUGCAUCCAGACAUCUUGUUGGACAGUGUAGCAGAAGGUGUGGUCAGUGGCAAGACAUUGACAGAAAAUUUGGAUGAGUUGCGACACUCGGCAGAAAAGAUAUCAUUUAUGAAGACAUUGACCAAUUUCUUGACGGACAGUGGUGUUGGCAAUUUACUGCCAUUGGAAUCGCCCUUGCAACCCACGGAAUACUUGUUUCCUGAUUCUUAUGUCAUUGUACGUGAAGACGAACCUAGCUCCAUCAUUGCAUACACACUGAGCUCGGAAGAUUACAUUGACAAAAUGCACGAUAUUCAGGAUUGCAGUAGUGGUGGUGAUCAAGGAUCCAACGAAGACACUAUCAAGCCAGGCAAUGCUUCCAUUAGAGCACCCUCUGAAGUCACUACGCUGGACAACACCCUCAUCAACUCACAAGCACCCAACAGCACCACCAAUGCCGAUGAUAUUCAAGAAACCUUACUGAGAGAAUCAGGCACACACAUGCGAUACAAUUUCUCUACUGGCUCCACCAAAUUUUUCUGCAAAAUUUUCUUUUCUGAGCAAUUUGACGCUUUGAGACGCAACUGUGGAUGCGAUGAGAGUUACAUCAUGUCGUUGGCCAGUUGUAUCAAAUGGGACUCCUCGGGUGGCAAGUCAGGUUCUGCGUUUCUCAAGACCAAGGAUGAUCGCCUAUUAAUGAAGCAAAUGUCCAGAUACGAGUUGGAUGCCUUUUUAGGAUUUGCGCCUGCUUAUUUCCAAUACAUGUCGGAAGCUUUCUUUAGUGAAUUACCUACCGUGUUGGCAAAGAUAUUUGGCUUUUAUAGUAUUGGGUACAAGAAUUCAGCUACUGGUAAAUCCAUGAGAAUGGAUGUACUUGUCAUGGAGAAUUUGUUUUAUCAAAGAAAUGUCAAGAAGAUUUUCGAUUUGAAAGGAUCCAUGAGAAAUAGACAUGUUCAAUCUACUGGAAAGCAGGAUGAGGUCUUGCUAGACGAGAAUCUUGUCGAGUUGAUCUAUCAAUCACCACUGUUUAUACGCGCUCACUCAAAAGAAAUACUUCGCAGCUCAUUGCACAACGAUACACUGUUCUUGUCAAAUAGAAAUGUCAUGGAUUAUUCGUUGCUUGUAGGCAUAGAUGAGGAGCGCCAGGAACUGGUGGUGGGCAUUGUUGACUUCAUCCGAACAUUCACUUGGGACAAGAAAUUAGAAAGCUGGGUCAAGGAAUCUGGUAUUCUAGGUGGAGGAGGAAAGGGACCCACCAUUGUAUCACCACGUCAAUACAGAAUUCGAUUCAGAGAGGCCAUGGAACGAUACUUUUUAAUGGUACCUGAUUUCUGGGCACUGACAAGACAAAGCCGCACCACGUACUCGGCCUUACACAACCAACGCUCUCCUUCAGGAUCAGAGGAAGAGUAA